Molecule: messenger RNA, 3357 nt
Organism: Naegleria gruberi
Lineage: Eukaryota; Heterolobosea; Eutetramitea; Acrasida; Naegleriidae
Exons: 4
Coding region: 1-3357 (1118 amino acids)
Biological process (GO): protein folding
Cellular component (GO): endoplasmic reticulum
Molecular function (GO): calcium ion binding; oxidoreductase activity
Source: RefSeq, a predicted model, not a curated record
AUGAUUGAAUAUAUUUUGUAUGGAAUUUUGAUUAUUUUGGGAGGUUUUCUAGCUACUCUCCUCUUUUCUCUUAUUCAAUGGUUUUAUCAAGUAUUUAUCAAGAAUAGAUUGGAGAUUAAUAUCUUCCAGAAUCCACAAUACAAAACUGUUGAAAGUGAUGUUGCUGCCUCAUCAUCAUCAUCAGGUGUAGAAAAGAAGAAGAUUGCAAAGAAUGUAUUCUCGGAGAAGGCUUUGAAAGAAUUGGGUGAAUUGGAUGUUAUUAUUAUUGGUUCUGGAAUUGGUGGAUUAUCAACAGGAUCAAUUUUAGCAAAGGCUGGAAAGAAAGUACUCGUUUUGGAACAACACAAAGCAGCAGGAGGUUCAAUUCACACAUUCGGAAGAGGUGGAUCAGAAGUUAAAUUCCCAUAUGAAGCUGGUUUACAUUACAUUGGUGGAGUUGGAGAAGGACAAGAUCUGAAAGUAUUGCUGGAUAUAUUGUGUGAUAAGAAUAUUGCCAUGACUGAAUUGGAUAGUAAUGAAUAUGAUAAGGUUGUGAUUUUGGAUACAAAGAAUGGAGAUGACAAUAUUUUGAAAACAUUUUCAGUUCCGAAAGGAAGAAAGGCCUAUGAGAAGGCAUUGAAAGAUGCAUUCCCAACUGAAAAGGAGGCCAUUGAAAAGUAUUUGAAGAUUUAUGAUCAAAGUGCUGAGGAUAUUUUGGCAUCGAGAGCUUCAUCAACCUUAAUGAGAAGUAUGCCAUUGUGGAUUGUCAAUUUGUUUAAACGUUUCAUUUCUCCAAAAUUCAUGAAUUUAUUGGAUACUAAUUUACAAUCAGUGUUGGAUAGUGUUACAUCAAACAAACUCUUGCAAACUUGUUUGUGUUAUUUCUAUUUGGAUUAUGGUGUGAAACCAAAGGAUUGUCCACUCUUUGUUCACUCGCAAAUCAAGUCACACUAUAUGGAAGGUAGCUAUUUCCCAACUAAGGGAGCUUUGGAUAUUGUGGAGAGUAUGAUUAAGGUUAUCAGAAAGAGUGGAGGUGAUGUUUUGACAAAGGCGAAGGUCAAUUCUAUUAUCAUCAAGAAAGGAAAGGCUGUUGGUGUUAAAUUGGAAAAUGAUCUCACUAUCAAUGCUCCAAUUAUUAUUUCCAAUGCUGGUAAUUACAAUACAUUCAACAAGAUGAUCACACCUAGUGAUUUGGAAAAGUAUGGCAUGAAGGAUUACCUCAAAGAUUACAAGCCAUCUGCUCAAUUGAGUUGUGUCUUUUUAGGUUACAAAAAGUCCCUCAAGGAAUUGGGUUUAAAGUAUCAAAACACUUGGAUUGUAACUAGUGACGAUGUCAAUGCUCAACACGAUAGAUUCCACAACUCUGAUGGCGUCAUUUCUCCAAAGGAUGGAGUUGAUAUUAAUUUAUUAUACUGUUCCAUUAAGGAACAUCCAAAGAGUGGUGGUACUUAUAUUACCUUCUGUUUCUCCACCAAUUAUGAAUGGUUCAAAGAAUGGGAACAUCAAAGAGUUAAGAAACGUGGCUCAGGAUACAAUGAUUUGAAAAAGAUGCACACUGACAGAGCCAUGCAAUUAUUCUACUCUGCAUUCCCUCAUUUGAAGAAUGUUCCAUGUGAUGUUUUGGAUGGUUCCACACCACUCACAGUCAAACAUUAUUUGGGAGCUCAAUUCGGUGAAGCUUAUGGACAAAAUCCAGACAAAUCCAAGCUCGAAAAUAUUCAAAUCUCUAGACCUAACACUCCAAUUGAAGGUUUCUACAUGGUAGGUCAAGACUUAAUGCAAAACACAAAAUUACUUGUUGCCUUGCUUGUGUCUUGUCUGCUGAUUAGUAUUGUUCUCGGAUCAUCGGAUGAUGACUUGAGCUUGAAUCAAAAACAAUAUUCUGCUCCAAGACCUUCCUCUAAAGUUCUCUUCUUUGAUAAUUUUAAUCAAAAUCCAUUCGUUUCUGGUAAAUGGGUUAAAAGCCAGGACUCUAAAUAUGCUACACAACAAGUUGAAUGGACUGAAGCUACUGGAAAUGUUUUGGCCUUCUCUGGUGAUCAUGGUAUCUUGAUGAAGAACGCCGGUCAACAUUUUGGUGUUGCUUCCAAGAUUUCUCCAUCCAUUGAUAAUGAAAACAAGGAUUUGAUUAUUCAAUAUGAAGUUAAAUUUGAUUCUAAAUUAUCAUGUGGAGGUGCUUAUUUGAAAUUAUUGUUGGAAAAGGAAGGAGAAGAACUUGAUAUGGCUACUUUGAAUAAUGAUUCCGAGUAUGUCAUUAUGUUCGGUCCAGAUAUGUGUGGUACAACCAAUAAGGUUCACUUUAUCUUCCGUCACUUUAAUCCAAAGAAUCAAACAUGGGAAGAAAAACACUUGACUAAUGCUCCAACUAUUAAGAAUGAUGAAUUGUCUCACUUGUACACUCUCAUUAUUAGAAAGGACAAUACUUUUGAAAUCAAGAUUGAUCAACAAACUGCUAGAAAUGGAAGCUUGUUUGAAGAAUUCUCUCCAUCUGUUAUUCCACCAAAGGAAAUUGAUGAUCCAACUGAUAAGAAGCCACUCGAUUGGGUUGAUGAAGAAUUAAUGGAUGAUCCAGAAGCUAGUAAGCCAGAAGAUUGGGAUGAAACAUUGCCAGAAUUUAUUCCAGAUCCAGAAGAUAAGAUGCCAGAAGAUUGGUUAGAAAAUGAACCAGACAUGAUUCCAGAUCCAGAAGCUAAAAUGCCAGAAGAAUGGGAUGAAGACGAAGAUGGUACUUGGGAAGCUCCAAUUGUUAAGAAUAAGAAGUGUGAAACUCAAGGUUGUGGAAAAUGGCAACCAAGAUUGAUUAAAAAUCCAGCUUACAAGGGUAAAUGGGUUGCUCCAAAGAUUAAGAAUCCAGCUUAUAAGGGUGUUUGGGCUCCAAAGCAAAUUCCAAAUCCAAACUAUUUUGAAGAUAAGCAACCAUCAAAUCUCUCUGGAAAGAUUGGUGCUGUUUUUAUUGAAAUCUGGACCAUGCAACAAAAUACCUUCUUUGAUAACUUUAUCAUUGCUCACGAUGAGGAAGUUGCUGCUGAUUAUGCUGAAAAGACUUGGGCUAAGAAGCACGCUAUUGAAACUGAAAAGUUGAAGAAGAUUCAAGAGGAAAAUAAGCCAGAUUCUGAUUUUUUCAAACAAAUUUUGGUUCAAAUUCACCAACUCUUCAAUGACUAUCCAAUUCCAGUCAUUGCUGGUACAAUUGUUCUCGUUAUUGUCUCAACUGUUCCAAUUUGGUUGUUGAUGAGAGGUGGCGACGAUGAAACUUCCAAGAAGGUCAAGAAGACUGAAAAGAAGGAAUCCACUGAAGAAGAAAUUAAGCUUGAUGAAUCUUCUGAAAAUAAGGAAGAAGAAGUUGAACAAGAAGUUGAAGAAGAAAAGGAAGAGUAA